AUUAAUUUCUAUGUUUUCUCUUUAAUAAUUCUUCGUUCUGUAUACAAUUUUGCAGUAUAUUAUAUUUUUGCUAACAAAAAGAUUGUCAAAUUAGCCAGAUAUAGAACAAUGAUCAAAGUCAAGAUUCCGGAUGCUGUAAUGACAAGUGAAAACCCCAAACCAAGUGAAAUAUUUGUGAAAUUAAACACAAGGACCGAAAGUCAUGAGAGAGGCCAUGAAGGUACAGAAUGUGUUGAGAUAGAUGGACAAAAUCCUUCAAAUACUAAGACUCCAAAAAGAGGGAAUGAGAAUCAACCAGCUGAAGACAAUUCAAAACCACAUCUAAGUGAUGCAGUAAUGACAAAUGAAAACCCUAAACAAAGUGAGAUAUUUAUGAAAUUUAACAUGAGGAUUGAAAUUCAUCAUGAGAGGGGCCAUGAAGGUACAGAAUGUGUUGAGGCAGAUGCACAAAAUCCUUCAAAUACUCAGACUACAAAAAGUUUUAACAGAGGGAGUGAGAAUCAAUCAGCUGAAGACAAUUCAAAACCUCAUCACCAAAGUGAAAAUGUUAAUUCUUUAAAAGCAAAAGAAGAGGAAUUGAAGAAGGAAAUUUUUACUCUCUCUACCCUGAUGAAGCAGAGUGCAGAAUGUUGCCUAAGCCUUAAAAAAGAGAACAACAAGUUGCUGAAGGAUUUGAAGAAAAAAUGCAGCAAGGAUGAGAUCUCAAAACUUGAAACCAUGAACCCUGAUGGAAAUUCACAAUCUCUUGAUGACGAGUCCAACUCUUCGAUGGCUAUUCAGAUGAUGAUGAAGGAGAUUCUGAUUCACUCACACCCAUACAAAUGGAAAACCAAUGAACAAAAUUUGUAACUGAAUGUUGUGUGAUGUGUUUGUACUUUCAUAGCCAUUCUAAAUACACUGGACAAGUUAAUUCAUACAAUCUGUACAAGGUUUUAAUUUUGGGUAAAGGGUCAUAUUUGCCCCUCCCUGUACUCCUUAUACUUGUUCUUCGUUAUACGUCUUUGAUAUAUUUAUCCUACCAUCCCUAUUUUAGGCA
Solanum dulcamara is the source of this 1036-nucleotide messenger RNA. RefSeq lists its product as uncharacterized. Lineage: Eukaryota; Viridiplantae; Streptophyta; Magnoliopsida; Solanales; Solanaceae. The coding region runs from base 109 to 849 and encodes 246 amino acids. The record is from RefSeq and is a predicted model, not a curated record. The transcript has 7 exons.